This is a messenger RNA of Neurospora tetrasperma FGSC 2508, 1875 nucleotides long. RefSeq lists its product as uncharacterized. The coding region runs from base 1 to 1875 and encodes 624 amino acids. The transcript is spliced from 5 exons. The record is from RefSeq and is a predicted model, not a curated record. Lineage: Eukaryota; Fungi; Ascomycota; Sordariomycetes; Sordariales; Sordariaceae.
AUGACUACCUUAUCUCUUUGGCACUUGGGCUCUCACGCCUGCCGACUUUUUCUACCGACCAUCGCGGACAUCAUUGACGUCGCUGAUGCUACCUUCACUGUCCUCACGUUGAUGAAUCAUGGUUCCAGCCGCAUCACCAAAUCGAACAAGAUUCCCGACAAGAGAAGGAGAAAGAAGUCUCGCACAAUUCUCCCUGGUAAUGCCGCCGUCCAAGCCACCAAGGGGCCUGAAGUGAUCUCCGCCUUCGAGGCGUCCGAAGAAGUCACUGCGCCCCUCACCAUCAAUCCCGACAUUACAGUAUCAGUCCCUGUCGUUACCAUUCUUGAAGGUUCCUCUACGGCCGAGAAGGUCAUUGGAGUAUCCGAGGAGAAAGACAUCACUUCCAUUCAUGACACCGCCAUCGAAGGAACUCAUAACAUUGAACUCGCUGGCGCUCUCAAUGCAACCCAAGAGGCGGACACUCACCAUACUGACACUACCAACGCCACAAGCAUUCAAGAAGUCGAAACCGCGCUUCCUGUCGACGUCAUCGCCAAUGACGAUCCUACCCUUGAAGUCACCAAAACCGAAGUGGAAGAACUGCAUUCCUACCACCAUGCCCUCCCGGCGACACCUGUUCUCGAGAUCAAUCUUGCCCAGAAGAUGGUGGAUGACUUGGGCGCAUCUGCAUCCAGCUCCCAUUACAACAAGUUUGAGCGCUUUCUCGCCCCGGACAGGAUGUGGGGCGUGCCUAGUCCGGUAGAGAGGGUUAAUCGUCAGAUCAAGAGAAACACAAAGACCUUGGGUCGGCUCGAAAAGACUGCCGAGAACAUCAAGGCUUCGACUGACAAUGCGAAGGUUAUGCUUGGUUCGAAGAAGGGCAUUGAUGUCGAUGCGACCAGAGUAGACAUCCCCCACAACCCCACAGAAGUUGCAACCGACACGUGCCUUCUGUCUAAUGCGGACUCGGAUUUUUCCACGUGCAUGCGCCAGCUCUCCAUCAAGAGCAACAGCUCGGAUGAUACCCUACCAACCGCUGAAACGGAGACGGUGCACAGCGCUAUCAGCACGCCAAACACGAUCUACUCGCCCGGUGAUUCCACGGAGCAAUCAAGUCACGAUGAAAAGCUCCACCAUCCCAUCAUCCCCGAGAUCAUCAUAACGGAGCCAAGCGAAGUCUACCCCGAAAACGCAGACGACACCCAGCCGGCUCUCCAAUCCGAAGGCGACAUCCCCACCGUUGCGUCGCUGCCCCCCUUUUCCGGCCUCUACGACUACGCUGCCCUCAACUUCGCUCAAGAGGACCUCGACGACCUAUGGAUCAUGACCAUCCUCACGCGCCCCGGAUACGUCACCGAGUAUGCCAAGCUCAACUGUGGAUUUUGGUACAUCCUCGAGGACAGCAAGAACGUGCGGCUGAUGGUGGAGGACGAGUACGAGGAGUUUGUGCACUGGAUCGGCGAGGUCAACACGAUUGGUACAGCCGCCUCGCAGAACAAUGAACCGGGAAACGACAAGGCGGAAGAAUCCAAAGGCCUGGAGAUCCUAGAGGGUCCCGAAAAGAAUGAAGAUGCCGCUGAAGGGGAAGGCGAAGAUGAGGAGGAGGAGGACUGGUCAGAACUUCUCCGCUGGAAGAGACGAUACGAGCUGGGCAGAGGCUGGGGCAUCGUAGAAUCGUUCAAGCACCCAGCCUUCACCGACAGGAAGUACGCCUUGGGAAACGAUGACAGAUGGUACUUUGAGUACGAGGGAAAGUACCGCCGUCUGAUAGAGGACGAGAUGGAUCUGCUCCACCGCCGGAGGCUGGAGAUUUGCUACGGGCUAGUCGAUGUAAUUGGGGAGAAGUCGGCUACAAACAGUUGGGGGCUUACCAAUAUCACCGAGGAGGAAGAAUAA